Messenger RNA from Pectinophora gossypiella (pink bollworm), 1029 nucleotides. It is a transcript of the gene Wnt4, whose product is annotated as protein Wnt-4. The transcript is spliced from 2 exons. Bases 1 to 1029 code for a protein of 342 amino acids. The record is from RefSeq and is a predicted model, not a curated record. Gene Ontology annotation, biological process: cell fate commitment; multicellular organism development; canonical Wnt signaling pathway. Gene Ontology annotation, cellular component: extracellular region. NCBI's taxonomy places the organism in Eukaryota, Metazoa, Arthropoda, Insecta, Lepidoptera, Gelechiidae. Gene Ontology annotation, molecular function: frizzled binding; cytokine activity.
AUGUUUAGUUUUAGUCUCAUUACUGUAUUGUGUUUGUCUGCCGCAUCCAUUUUUGCGUCGAAAGUCGUUGAAGGAUCUCAGCCGGUCUUACAGAAGACAGUGGAAGCAUUAUUUAAAGAGAGAUCUGAGGUGAUGUACCCUGGAAGUUGCAAAAUUAUCAGGAGUUCUCUCAGACAGUCCAGAAUGUGCGUGAGAGAACCAGGGUUACAUAAAAUCCUGGUAACAGCGAAAGAGCAAGCAAUAAACGCGUGUGAAGAAACGUUCCAAUACGACAGGUGGAAUUGUUCACUAGUGUUCAAUAGGAAAGCUAGAAGGAGUGUUUUUAAUAAAAUUUAUAGAGAAACAGCGUUUAUACACGCUCUUAUUGCGGCGUCAAUAACACACGCGGUUGCGAAAGCGUGCGCCUCGGGUGACAUGACAAGAUGUUCCUGUUUAGGGUCUUUUAAAAAGAAUACAACGUUUCAAUGGAAAGGAAGCGGAUGCGGGGACGACUUCAAAUACGGGAAGAAAUUCACAAGGAACUUUCUAGAUUUCAAACACGCGGGCGCGGAUCAGAUUGGCGAGAUUCUCAAACAGGAUGUUGUGGUCGGAGUUGAUGCAAUUGGAGAGCAGAUGAGAGAAGUAUGCAAGUGCCAUGGUUUCUCCGGGUCUUGCACCACGAAGACAUGCUGGAAGAGACUCGGCCCUUUCAACUCUGCCAUGGGAUUACUCAAGAAACACUACCAUCACGCUGUUAAAAAGAAAAUCGUGAACUACACCACAAAAAGGGCGAUAGCGCCUAAAGUGAGGAAACGUACGAACGUAGACAGGAAGAAUCUGGUUUAUUUCCAAAAGACUCCCAAUUUGUGUUUGAGUACGAAAGGAAGGGUGUGUAAGGAUAGGGACAACUGUGCUACAUUGUGCUGUGGCAGGGGGUUUGUUACUAAGAAAAAGUCCGUUAGUUCGAGAUGCCGGUGUAAAAUGGUGAACUGCUGUUUCGUCCAGUGUGACACCUGCACUCAGGACGUAGAUUAUUAUGUUUGUAAGUAA